AUGUCGUUAGGCGAUUUAAUACAAGAUGCUGCUGCUUGGGUAACAGAAGAAAUACGUAAAUCAAUAGAUGAUCUAAAUGACGAAGAAGAAGAAGAAGGAGAAGAAGAAGAAGAAGAGGAAGAGGGAGAAGAAGAAGAGGAAGAAGAAGGAGGAGGAGGAGGAAUAAAUAUAUUUAAUUAUAAUUCUUCUCCUUCUUCUUAUUCACAUACAAGAAGAAAACAAAAACAUCAACCAUUAAAAGUCACACACAUUGAAUCUUUAUUAAGUUGGCAGGAAUUAAAGGAUGAAAUAGAGGAGACAACAGAGAGUUGUUUAACAACACCAACAUCAUUUCCUGCUGCUGCUGCUGCUUCUGCAUGCAGCAGCAGCAGCAGCAGCAGCAGCAGGAGCAGCAGGAGCCCUAAAGAUUUCUCCUCUUUAAAGCGUGAAGAUGCUGCAGCAUCAGGAGCUACUUUCUCUCCCUCUCCCUGUCCCUCACCAUCAGCAGCAGCAGCCCCAUCAACAGCAGCAGCACCAUCAGGAGCAGCAGGAGGAGGAGGAGGAGGAGGAGGAGGAGGAGGAAAUCCUUUUUGUAUAGAUAUAGAAUUAAAUAAUAGAUUAUUUAUAUACGAAGGAGAUAUACUUUCCCUUAAUGUAGAUUGUAUAAUGUUAUUUACUUAUAAUGGUAUUAAUGGACAAGAUAUACUUACUAAACGUAUACUAUCUAAAGAAAUAUCUUUUGAUGAAAUUUGUAAAUCAGGAGAAAUUAAAAUUUAUAAAUCUUUCUCUCUUCCUUCUACACAUCUUGCUUAUACUCUUCUUCGUGUAAGAUAUCUUCCUCGUGAAUUAGGAAAUAUAAAUGGCGAGAUUGACGUAGCAGAGCGACGUAUACCUAUUAUACAAAGAGGACCUGCUGCUGCUGCUGCUGCUGCUGCUGCUGCUGCUGGUGAUGAAGAUAAUACAUCAAUAGGAUCAGGAGGAGUAGGAGUAUCUGCUGCUGGUGGUGGUGGUGGUGGUGCUGCUGUCUCUGGUGUACGUAUACCUGUAUUUGGUGGUAUGUUAGUAAGAAGAGAAGAAACAGAUGAUGAAGAAGAAGAAGAAAAAGAAGAAAAAGAAGAAAUAUUGCAUGCAAAUGAUGUUAGCUUCCUUUUUGCCAAAACACAAACAGAAACAGAAAAAAGAUUGCAUGCACUCAAUCUUAAGGUAAAUAUAUCCAUCAAUAUACACCAGCAGCACCAGCAGCAGCAGCAGCAGCAGCAGCAGCAGUAG
Molecule: messenger RNA, 1248 nt
Organism: Eimeria maxima
Lineage: Eukaryota; Apicomplexa; Conoidasida; Eucoccidiorida; Eimeriidae
Product: Appr-1-p processing enzyme family domain-containing protein, putative
Exons: 4
Coding region: 1-1248 (415 amino acids)
Source: RefSeq, a predicted model, not a curated record